Sphaeroforma arctica JP610 is the source of this 697-nucleotide messenger RNA. RefSeq lists its product as hypothetical. The record is from RefSeq and is a predicted model, not a curated record. The coding region runs from base 24 to 386 and encodes 120 amino acids. The transcript has a single exon. NCBI's taxonomy places the organism in Eukaryota, Ichthyosporea, Ichthyophonida.
UUUCGAACUGUUUUAGAUGACUCAUGGAGAUAUCAGUAAUUGCUACACGAUAUAUUUGCUGGUCUCAAAGAAGUUGUGAACAAAUUCGCCAGAGAUUGGUCCAUACUUACAAUCCAGAUUCUCCUACAUCAAUCGAGCUGAAUGCGAAAAUAUAUCAUGCAAUUACCACGUUCUCGAGUACGGGUAAAAAUAUAUGUAAGGUCAACUUACGCACAAUGAAGCAUACUUGUGGUGAUGCAUCGCAAGUCUGCUUCGAAUACCCACGUAGACUGUACAAAUCGGAUAGACAGUCUAAUAUCUUCAAAAAAGCAAUCGUCAAUCGUUCGUUUUUUUCUCUUUUUGUUUUUCUUUUCUCUUCUGCAAGUCAACAUGCGAAUAGUUCAUAAGAUCUUCCUCGUAACAUUCACGCUCGCAGUUCUUUCCAGUUUUGACAAACGGACUAAAUACUACUCGUUUUAAUUUUGACGUGAAUUUCGUCAGUAUCUCUUCGUGACUUUUGAUAAAAUAGGUUUGGCACGAGACUGACUUUAUGCAAAUUAGAAUUUUACGUCACAUAUAUAUCGAUGCUUUGUGUGAUGAUCAUACUGUACACUGACAAUACUUAUGAAGUAUGUAAUUAUCACAGUCUCCGCUUGUGGUAUAUUUUAUCGUUAGCAACUGUGCGUUAGUGCAAUUGUUGAUACCUUUGCACAAUCGC